ACAAAAGCACAAGAAGGCGAGAUGUCUGAGGCAAAGGUCGUGCCUGUAACGUCCAAAGACUUCCAGGAAGUAUUACAGCAAAGUCUGUCAGACAGGCGACGCGCGCUAGACGAGGUCGAGGAGGGAAGCAACACGUCACUGGUGGAAGAGAUGGCGGAAAUAUUUACUGCCGAAUAUGUCGAUGACGAAGAAAUCAGCCCGGAAGAAGGAGCGGGCCAAAUGUGUGAAGUUCCUGUCGUGAAAGACUGCUCCGUCCAGCAAGCAGGUGACGUCAUACCGGAAGAAAUCACCCCUGCAUGUUGUAUUGCUGGAUUUGACGUCGUUCGAACGGAAGGGCGAGGAGAUUGCGUAGCUACAGACGAAGUGGUGGUAGACCUGGAUAAUAACAGUAACAGCGCCAAGCUUCCGUCUGUCUCUGAGUUGCAUAAUGGCAGUCAAGCCCAAGCUCUGGGUGAUACGUGUUUUCCAAAACCGUAUGGGCAGGGAAAGGCUGAGAGUGUGGGAGAGGAUAACUGUUUUGAGGGAGUGCGGGAAAGUUUGAGUAGUGAAAGUCCAGUUUGCGAAAACAUAGUUUCUUCAGUCGAUUGCGUAUUAGAGAAAAUGUACUCAAAACAAAAUGAAUCGUGUGGAUCAGAUAGUGAGACAGGUUAUGAGGAAAACUGUGAGCUCGUGGUCCAGAAAGAUGAUGACGAUAUUGCUGCACAGAAAGAACAGUUGGCUGGAGAGAAGUUACAUUUUCGAGAAAACAGCCCUGCCCUUGAGAACGGUAAGCCAAACAGCACCCAGCAACCGGAGGACUGCACCAAUGAAAUUGUCUCCAAUGAAAAUCAAAGUGAUGACAUACACGAGGUCGUUCCACAAGACAGCAGUCGCAGUUGUAGCAGCCACAAUGUCACACGUUCCGAAAAGGAGGUAAACCAGGAGAGAGAGGUAAUUACAACUGACCAACUUAACGAGUUUCCAAACACCGCCCAGGCACAUGCUUUACAGUUCACAGAAGCCUUCCAGAAAGCUCUCCAGAGCGCGGAGGCCAGACAACAGUUGGAUACGUCAGAGCGCCAAAAUAAAUGUGCACAGGAGCACACGGCGGGGAGACCCGCGCGGAGCGCGAAGAACCGACUCUCCGAAAGGAUCAAACUCCUACAGGAGCAGCUCAGGCAGGAGAUCGCGUCUAGCGAGUCGCGGCCCAGACAAGUCGAGCGACUUCAGAGACGCCUGAUGGACGCCGAGGAGAUGUCGGCGAGCGGGAGGGGCGUGCGGAGACAUCAGCGGAGUGUGUCCCGGUCAGACAGGACCUCCCACACACACGCUCAGAGAGCCCGCCGCUCCAUGACGCCGGGGAAGAGAGAGAGGCCGUUCCGACACUGGCUGGGAGUGGCUAAGUGCGUGACCCCCGACUGUAGGUUCAUCAUCUCCUCCAGGGAGGACCGGGCCAGUCUGCCUUCGUCUUCCGCGCGGGCGGGAACUGUGACCGGGGCGGGGGCAGGCAAGACGUCUGCUGGUGGGUCGGCCAAAGCCAAAAGAGCCAAAUCGCAAGACACCAUUCAGGAAGAAGAAGAAGAAGAGGGAUCGGCUCCUAACAUCUCGUUUUCAAUAGACGCCGAUGAACGUACAGUGUCUGGUAGUGAAGAAAGGAAGAUAACCGGUCAUCCUUCACGGCAAGAUACAUCCAGCGUAGCGUGUGCUCAAAACGUAAACGAGCCGGUGUCAGCACACACUGAUCUAGGUUAUAAUGAGACCUGGCACGAUCUUUCUCGGUCUACCGAACAAACUGUUGAAAACGGUGUGUUUCCCCACUCACAGUGCGAGGGGUCACCGAUGAACCCUUUGGAUUCUGAAGCAACAGAUGUCCAAGUCAGUCCUGUCGUAAGGUCCGUGCCUCAAACAUCCAGUGCGGCUGAUACAGUGUCUGGUGAAAUAAAAAGCUUGCCCCUUGUGACCUCCGCUGUUGCCAACUUAAGUCUAGGGGACGAGCAAGCGCCAGGAUCAAGGUGUGCUGCCGAAGAAACUGUUAAAUCUGGUGCUUCCGACCUAGGCAUCCACCACAAAGAUGCCAGCACAGCUAGCUAUGAAUUCGACAAAAGCCAAACCUUGCCUACCUGUCUGAGCGCUAAUGGCAGACCAGAUGUCCCAGUACUGAACACACGCAACCCCAAUGUACCUCCGAGUAAUUUCACAUUUGUCGUCACCUGCCCUUGUAAUGCCAUGAAAGAGAAAACAGGUUCCGCGCACAGUAAGCUGAAAUGGAACACCGCUCACUUCAGCCUGUACGGCAAUACUGGCGACAUUUCGAGUUCCCCGGCCAGCAUCUCUAAACGUCUCUUGCCAGAUGACUGUGGCUCGCCACUGUCAAAUAAAGACACACAAGUUAUAUUUCGUAGAUCGUCAAAACUGGGGAAGAGUCAGCAUGACCGUGAAGACACGGGAUCUGUCUCGUUUAGCAGCACCCUCGAGUCGCUGUCUCCUCCUCUCGAGAAGACCACCAAACCGAUGACGUCAGCGGAAGCGGACAAAAUACGCGGGCCUCCGGGCAAUGACGCCACGUCACCGCCGCUGUCUGCGAGCUGCCGCACACGCUACACGACACACACCACGUCUCCUCCUUCGCAGCAGCAACACAGGGGGAUCAGCAGCAGAGCGGUGGUCCGAGAACCGACCCCCUACCACCCCAGACCGCCCGGGUACAGUAGUAGCAGCGCCCAGCACAAACUACUGGAGAAUCACGGGAGAGCGCGACGUCAUCACAGCCGCGCCAAAGAGAGGUCCGCGUCCCGUCACGGCGCCGCCCGCCGGACUCAUCCUCUCGCCGCCGACUACAGAGUGAUACACCGCGCGCACUCCAGGACCGUGGGGCGGGGCGUGGACAGGGUGGAGCUCAGGCCUCCUCCUCCUCCCGGGCGGGAAGACGGGUCAGGGGAAGAAGGAUCUGCUGGAGCCGGCGGGAACGUGUUCAGACGUCUGCAGCUGAGGCCGUGUGAGGUGGCCGUUUACCCGUCCAGGUCUCGCGGCUUGACCAGUCAGGCGGAGGUGGGCAAGGUGCUGCGUCCCGAAGUGGCCGAGAAGCUGCUCCAGAAGGUCAAUAGGUCACAGAAGAAGCGGAGUGGCUGCAAGUACAUGGCUGUAACGGCCGUUGAGGACUACACGGGGACUCUCCCAGGUCAGCUGAGCUUCCGGGCCGGACAAAUCAUCAAACUGCGACGUUCGGACGAGGAGCCACAGGACGGUCUUUGCUACGGUUAUUACAGGACGGGGAGACUGAGGAAGAAGAGGAAAGGUCUCUUCCCACUGUCCUGUAUCUCCACUGUGAACAGUGAUGGCGAGCAGUUGACCUCUCUGUAAUCGUCAAAGAUCCCCCCCCCUCCC
Aplysia californica (California sea hare) is the source of this 3363-nucleotide messenger RNA. RefSeq lists its product as uncharacterized. Lineage: Eukaryota; Metazoa; Mollusca; Gastropoda; Aplysiida; Aplysiidae. The coding region runs from base 22 to 3339 and encodes 1105 amino acids. The transcript is spliced from 2 exons. The record is from RefSeq and is a predicted model, not a curated record. Gene Ontology annotation, molecular function: protein binding.